Varanus komodoensis (Komodo dragon) is the source of this 968-nucleotide messenger RNA. RefSeq names its product peptidylprolyl isomerase B (gene PPIB). Gene Ontology annotation, cellular component: intracellular membrane-bounded organelle. The record is from RefSeq and is a predicted model, not a curated record. Gene Ontology annotation, biological process: protein folding; protein peptidyl-prolyl isomerization. The transcript is spliced from 5 exons. Lineage: Eukaryota; Metazoa; Chordata; Lepidosauria; Squamata; Varanidae. Bases 16 to 708 code for a protein of 230 amino acids. Gene Ontology annotation, molecular function: peptidyl-prolyl cis-trans isomerase activity.
AGCGGAAGGGGGCGGAUGCUGGCGGCGCGGCGGGCACUGUGGCCGGGCUGGCGUUGUUGGAGCUGCGAGCGUAAGAAGAUGAGGCUGCUGGCGGCUGCGGCCCUCCUGGGGCUCGGCGGGUCUCUCCUGCUGCUCCUCUUCCCGGCGACUCACGCAGAGGAGCGCAAAAAGGGGCCCAAGGUCACAGCCAAGGUGUAUUUUGAUCUGCGAAUUGGGGAUGAAGAUGUAGGCCGAGUUGUCAUUGGCCUUUUUGGAAAGACAGUUCCGAAAACAGUUGAGAAUUUCAUCGCUUUGUCCACAGGGGAGAAAGGGUUUGGCUACAAGGGUAGCAAGUUUCACCGUGUGAUCAAGGACUUCAUGAUCCAGGGAGGAGACUUCACCCGGGGAGACGGGACAGGAGGCAAGAGCAUCUACGGGGACCGCUUCCCCGACGAGAACUUCAAGCUGAAGCACUACGGGCCCGGCUGGGUGAGCAUGGCCAACGCGGGCAAGGACACCAACGGCUCCCAGUUCUUCAUCACGACCACCAAGACGUCGUGGCUGGACGGCAAGCACGUCGUGUUCGGCAAAGUCCUGGAAGGGAUGGAUGUGGUGAGGAAGAUAGAAAGCACUAAGACGGACAGUCGGGAUAAACCCCUGAAAGAUGUCACAAUUGUUGACUGCAACACUAUCGAGGUGGAGAAACCGUUCGCCAUUGCCAAAGAGUAACUCGCGGCUGCUGGGGGGCCAGGAUCGCGCUCUGGCUUGCAAAGGGCUGGGGCCCAACACUCCUGCUGAGGCCUCGUGUUGUCCUGCCUCGCUCCUCGGGCUGAGUGGCAGCGGCUGCAGUCUCCGCUGCCAGCGGAACAACCGAUUCUAUCUGCCACGGCCGGCACAGCCCUUCCGGAGCAUUUGGCAGGUGUUGGGUUCCUCAUUCCUUUUUGUAAGAGAGCACAUGGACCAAUAAAGGAGACCAUUGUGUUUUUGUA